UAAACAAUGGUUAAAUUCGAUUGGCAGGUUAUUUCUUAACAACAAAAUAACUUAAAACAUUAAUAAUUUAGAAAUAUUCUAUUUUGAUAGUAUUUAGUUUAAACAAUAAGUAUAUUUAUUUUUUCUAAAUUUUCUAAAUAUGUUAGAGAAAACUCAUAUUAACGGUCACAUUUUAUUUAACGUUAAACUGCAUUAAUUAAUUUCUUAUGUUCACUUGAAAAUACGUUUAUGUUUGUGUUUGAGUGUUUAAUCUCUUAUAAAUAUGAGACAAAAUUUCAUUCUAAAAUACCAGAUACAAACAUUUUAAUAUAUUAUAUUAAUAACAUUUGCCACUUAUUUCGAAAACAUUGGCACAAUGGCUCACACUUCUUCCCGAACUACUAUCGUAUUCAUUGUUGUUGCUUUGAUUUGUGCGUUCGUUCCUGCAUUCUCUGUUGAAGAAGCUGAAGCAAAAUCACUAUGGGAUACCUGUCUUCUUAAAAUCAGUCCAAAAUGUGCGUUGGAUAUAAUUGGUGUUGUCUUUGAAAAUUUAACCAUCACUGAUGCAUGUUGUCAUGAUCUUGUACAAGAAGGAAAAAUGUGUCACGAUACUCUUAUCAAAUAUAUUGCUGAGAAGCCGCAUUUAGUUGCCCACGAAACAGAGUAUUUGAAGAAAAGUGAUGAUUUGUGGACUCAUUGUGUCUCAGUUUCGCAAACUGCUUAA
Molecule: messenger RNA, 703 nt
Organism: Brassica napus (rape)
Lineage: Eukaryota; Viridiplantae; Streptophyta; Magnoliopsida; Brassicales; Brassicaceae
Exons: 1
Coding region: 356-703 (115 amino acids)
Source: RefSeq, a predicted model, not a curated record